AUGGAAGUCGUCAAUCAGCUUGUGGCGGUGGGACAGUUCCGCGUCUUCAAGGAGCCCCUGGGUUUUGUAAAGUUGCUAGAAUGGUUCUUUUCCAUUUUUGCAUUUGCGACGUGUGGCAGCUACUCUGGAAAAUUCCGCCUCAGCGUUGAUUGUCCCAAGAAAAAUGAGAGCAAACUCAAUAUAGAGGUGGAAUUCGCCUAUCCCUUCCGGCUCCACCAGGUGUAUUUUGAUGCUCCCACCUGUAAAGGAAGUGAACAAGACAAGGUUUUCUUGAUUGGAGACUAUUCUUCCUCUGCUGAAUUCUUUGUCACCAUUGCAGUCUUCGCCUUCCUCUAUUCUCUAGCUGUGAUUGUUGUCUACAUCUUCAUGCAGGAUAAAUACAGGGAGAACAACAAAGGCCCCAUGAUUGAUUUCGUUGUCACAGCCGUUUUCGUGUUCAUGUGGUUGGUGAGCUCUUGUGCUUGGGCCAAGGGGCUUUCAGAUGUCAAGGAGGCCACUGACCCUGAUAAUGUGAUAGAAGGCAUGACUGUGUGUAAGGAACCAGAGGUCAAAUGCAAGGAGGAAUAUGAACCCAUCACUUCUGGCCUCAACACCUCUGUGGUUUUUGGCUUCCUGAACUUGGUGCUUUGGAUUGGAAACCUAUGGUUCGUCUUUAAAGAGACUGGAUGGAGUGCCCCCUUCAUGAAGUACCCACCAGCCCAGGAGAAGCAGCCAGCACCUGAAACCUAUGGAGAUACCUACAACCAAGCUCCGGGAUAUGGACAACAGGACACAUACGGGCAACAGCAGAGUGGCUACCAGCCUGAAUACAGCCAACAAGGCUAUGUUCAGCAGGGAGAAUUCGGCCAGCAAGGUGGCUAUGUUCAAGGCGGGCCCACUUCCUUUGCAAACCAGAUGUAGGCGGGUGAGUCCUGGAAACAUGUGGGGAAAAGGAAUCGUGUAGUUGUUGCAUAUAUUGUGCCGAUCCCUCCAAUGUUAUACGUGAUAAGAUUUUU
Molecule: messenger RNA, 995 nt
Organism: Thamnophis elegans (Western terrestrial garter snake)
Lineage: Eukaryota; Metazoa; Chordata; Lepidosauria; Squamata; Natricidae
Gene: SYP
Product: synaptophysin
Exons: 6
Coding region: 1-900 (299 amino acids)
Cellular component (GO): presynaptic active zone; synaptic vesicle; synaptic vesicle membrane
Source: RefSeq, a predicted model, not a curated record